AUGUUUCAAAAACAAGAUGAUAUAGAAAAGACAAUCAAAAUCCUGGAGGAGCAGACCGCCAACAUUGAUGCCACUGACUGCCAAAAUGUAUGGUCAGAGUUAGAAAAGAAAAGACGGGAACUUGAAACCAUAAUCGAAUACCAGACAAAAGGGGCUAUUCUAAGAUCUAAAUCGCGAUGGUACAAUGAGGGCGAAAAAAACACUAAAUACUUUCUAAACUUAGAGAAGAGACACUGCAAACAAGGAACAAUUACCCAAUUGGAAGUUAAUGACAAAGCCUUAAUCCAAUCCCACAGAGAAAUCUUACACGAGUGCGAGACCUUUAAUAAAAAUCUCUACAGUUCAAAAGUACAAGUUAACGAUUACCCGGAAGUUUUCUUUCCACCUACACGAGAAGUAUUAAGUGAAGAAAGAAAACAGCAUUGUGAGGGUCUUUUAAGUUCUAAAGAGUGUUUGGAAGCAUUAAACGGUAUGGCCACGGAAAAAACACCUGGUACUGAUGGCCUGCCGUGUGAAUUUUAUAAAGUUUUUUGGAAAGACGUAGGCGAAACACUAACAGAAACAGAUGUAUCAGUGACAAUAUACGCACAUUAGAUAGUGCUAUUAAGUAUGCAGAAAACAAAGGUUUACCCGGUCUACUUCUUUUCCUCGAUUUUGAAAAAGCUUUUGACACGUUAGAGUGGUCAUUCAUAAACCAAACGUUACGGCACUUUGGGUUUGGCGCCUCACUGUUAAACUGGGUUGAGCUAUUUUACUGCAAUACCGAAAGCUGUAUACUAAACAAUGGAUGGGCAAGCAAUUUCUUUGAGUUAAGUAGAGGUGUUAGACAAGGCUGCCCCCUAUCGCCUUAUCUCUUCAUACUGUCCGUAGAAAUACUCGCUGAAGCUAUUCGUAAUAAGAAAGAAAUAAAGGGCAUCAAAAUUUAUAAUAGCGAAGUUAAAGUUAGUCAAUAUGCGGAUGACACGACACUCAUUUUAGAUGGAACUGAAGAAUCAGUAAGAGCGUCACUGUUACUGAUAGAAGCAUUUGGGAACAUAUCUGGCCUAAGGCUGAACAAUGAGAACACAGAGGCCUUGUGGAUA
Porites lobata is the source of this 1082-nucleotide messenger RNA. NCBI's taxonomy places the organism in Eukaryota, Metazoa, Cnidaria, Anthozoa, Scleractinia, Poritidae. The record is from the annotation of a GenBank genome assembly.